AUGGGCAACUGCACCAAAACCCCAGGCAGGCGGCUGUCCAAGGAGAAUAAGCAGCCCUCCGAGGCUCCCGGCUCCCCAGCCUCUACCAGCAACGACCUGGAUGAAUUGGCGGAUGGCACACAGUACCCUCCACUGCAGAAUUACUCGGUGCUGCAUGGCUUGGUGGGGCCAGCCUGCAUCUUCCUACGCCAGAGCAUCGCCAUCACACAGAUCGACAGAGAACUGCGACCAGAGGAAAUUGAAGAGCUAAAGGAGGCCUUCCGGGAGUUUGACAAAGACCGCGAUGGCUACAUCAGUUACAAGGAUCUGGGAGAAUGUAUGCGGACCAUGGGCUACAUGCCCACUGAGAUGGAGCUCAUUGAGUUGUCUCAGCAGAUCACUGGAGGGAAAGUGGAUUUUGAUGACUUUGUGGAACUGAUGGGCCCCAAGAUGCUGGCAGAGACAGCAGACAUGAUUGGAGUGAAAGAACUGAGGGAUGCCUUCCGAGAGUUUGACACAAAUGGUGAUGGGCAGAUCAGCACAGCUGAACUACGAGAAGCCAUGCGUAAGCUCCUGGGGCAGCAGCUGAACUACCGUGAGGUAGACGAGAUCCUCAAGGACGUCGAUCUGAACGGGGAUGGCCUGGUGGACUUUGAAGAGUUUGUACGGAUGAUGUCUCGUUGAGAGCAGCUAGUAGCAGCCUAAGGCUGAUGUGCCUUAUUGAGAAGAGUCUCCCAGCGGCCAUGUAUUCCAACUUGCAAUGGAUCUAACCCUCGGAAACUAGGGCAGCAUGCAAGAACUUCCCACACACCCUGCUUGGAGCCAAACAGCCACUCCUACAGAACAGAGACCCACAACAGCUUCAGAACCUUCAAUAACAUCUUGGACCAGAUCCCUAGAUCAAUGCCCUAUCUACCUUAUUAGAUACAGCCACAAGCAUCUACCCCAGGCUCUGGAUAUCGUCAUACUUUACCCUAUGUUUGCUAUAAUAGGC
Molecule: messenger RNA, 973 nt
Organism: Elgaria multicarinata webbii
Lineage: Eukaryota; Metazoa; Chordata; Lepidosauria; Squamata; Anguidae
Product: calcium-binding protein 1-like
Exons: 7
Coding region: 1-663 (220 amino acids)
Biological process (GO): regulation of voltage-gated calcium channel activity; visual perception
Cellular component (GO): cytoplasm
Molecular function (GO): calcium ion binding; calcium channel regulator activity
Source: RefSeq, a predicted model, not a curated record